AUAGAUACAAAAUAAUUUUUAUUACCCGAUAAUCGACCUCUUAUAAGUAUAUUUAUACUGCUUAUGCGUUUUUAUGCAGAUGUCUUGACCGGGCUCCCGUAAAUAGAAAGUGGCAUGUGCCCUUUUACAUGUACAACCUACAUCAUACGUUUUAUUUGACCCGAAAAUUCGUGUGUUACAGGACCAUCAUUUCUGUUGCCAUGUUUUAUAUACGAUGACACAUGACAACUUGAUAUUUUCCAUUUGGAUGUAAAACCAAAAUUUAGAAUUUUUAUGACGUUUCCAUGAUGUAGAUAUGUAAAUAGGAUCAUACACCUACUUGUGCAUAUUUUGAAAAGCUGCACUUUACUUCAUUUUUUGUAUGUACGUACAUUACAUUCACUCCAUGCAAUAAAUAUCUCUACACGUUUAAUUUUCAUCUAUUCAAAAGUUUAUUGACAAAAAAAGAGUUACUGUGUAAUUGCGUUCAACUGAUUUGUAAUUUAAAUGUAAAAGCUUUCAAUCAUUUUCCUUUAAAACACUGUAAAUCUUACUUUGAUGAAACAUUUAUUUCCACGUUCUGAGCAGUUUAUUCCGGAGUAAUCAAAAUGACCUUUCAAGAGAAAGAAAUUGUAUCUGUAGGCAAAAUUUUAAACGAUGAAAGUAAACCGCUGAAGGAAAGAUUUCGUGCUUUAUUUACUUUGAAAAACAUUGGGGGACAUUUGGCAAUCGAACAAAUUCAAAAGGGAUUCUGUGAUCCUUCAGCAUUGUUAAAACAUGAACUUGCAUAUUGUCUUGGACAAAUGCAGGACUCUAGUGCUAUUCCAGUACUUGUAGAGGUUUUAAAAGACAUCAAUCAAGAACCUAUGGUGCGGCAUGAGGCUGGAGAAGCACUGGGAGCAAUAGGUGAUACUAGCGUCAUACCUGUUUUAGAAGAAUACAGCAAGGAUAAAGUGAUAGAAGUUGCAGAGACCUGUGGAUUAGCUUUGAGGAGGUUAAAAUGGAUCGAAAGUGCCAAUGACAAGGAUCAUAAUCAGUCAGAAAAUCCUUAUGCAUCAAUUGAUCCAGCUCCACCUGCUGAAGUGAAAGAUGUGAAUGAAUUGACAAAAGUCCUAUUGGAUGAGAAUGCUUCCUUAUUUGACAGAUACAGAGCAAUGUUUUCACUGAGAAAUCUCUGUACUGAGGAAAGUGUGCUUGCUCUUGCCAAAGGACUAAAGGCUGGUAGUGCACUAUUUAAGCAUGAAGUCGCAUUUGUACUUGGUCAAAUGCAAGAAGAAGCAAGUGUACCUGCUUUAAAAGAUACACUUGAAGAUGCCAAUGAAAACGAAAUGGUGCGGCAUGAGUGCGCUGAAGCUCUCGGAGCUAUUGCAACGCCUUAUUGUUUUGACAUUUUAAAAAAUUACUUGAAGGACGAAAAACGUGUUGUGCGUGAAAGCUGUGAAAUCGCUUUAGAUAUGUGUGAAUAUGAAAAUAGCUCGGAAUUCCAGUAUGCCAAUAGCUUAGCAUCAGUGAAAUAAAAUUACAAAAAGGGUAAUGAAAAACAAUUAUAAAUUUGCAGUUAAACAUUAAAUAAAUUAUUUUACACAAUGUAAUUAACAGUUAAUUGGAGUUUAAAGCUUUUAUUUUAAUUAUUAAAUCUCUUUUGCUCUACAUCUUCUUAUCAAACUUCUAUCUUGUUACUUGAAUUUUGCCCACAGAUUCUAGAAUACACAGUAAUCAUUACAAUUAACAUUAUUCACGUCCAAUUAAAAAAAACAUCUUGAUACCCUAAAUCAUAAGUAUUUAAAUUUAUUAACAAUGUUGAACCUGCCAAUUUAGAUUACCAACAAAAUAAUUUUUAGUU
Copidosoma floridanum is the source of this 1822-nucleotide messenger RNA. It is a transcript of the gene nero, whose product is annotated as deoxyhypusine hydroxylase nero. Gene Ontology annotation, biological process: peptidyl-hypusine biosynthetic process. Lineage: Eukaryota; Metazoa; Arthropoda; Insecta; Hymenoptera; Encyrtidae. The record is from RefSeq and is a predicted model, not a curated record. Gene Ontology annotation, molecular function: deoxyhypusine monooxygenase activity.